Molecule: messenger RNA, 1725 nt
Organism: Bombina bombina (fire-bellied toad)
Lineage: Eukaryota; Metazoa; Chordata; Amphibia; Anura; Bombinatoridae
Product: pulmonary surfactant-associated protein D
Exons: 5
Coding region: 249-1022 (257 amino acids)
Biological process (GO): positive regulation of phagocytosis; surfactant homeostasis
Cellular component (GO): multivesicular body; rough endoplasmic reticulum
Source: RefSeq, a predicted model, not a curated record
UAAGGCAAGUUGCUUGCUUGUAGCUAACAAUUAUUAGUAUUUUGAUUUCUUUUACACAAAUUUGGUAGACAAAAGAAAAAGACGAAAAUAGCAAGGAGAGUAUAAAAACUGGUAAGCAAACAAUAAUCUGCUUUGCAAUUUCUAUAAAGGGAUAAAAAAACAAGCAAAAUAUUGUACUACAUAUCGUAAGAAAAAAGUUAUAUUCUGACUACACACACAGUAACAAGGUUCAUUUGUGAAGAAAGAAUAUGGUAAAGCUCCUAAGUUUGCUAAUUGUCUGUGUAUUUUUGGAGGGGGCCACUUUAGAAACAGGUAAAUGUGAUGAAAUAAGCAAUACCUGUGCCGUCAUUACAUGUGGGUCACGUAGCUCCAACGCGAUGCCUGGAAGAGAUGGAAGAGACGGGAAAGAAGGACCCAAAGGAGAAAAAGGAGACAGAGGGGUCCAAGGAACCAGGGGAAUUCAAGGUCCACCAGGAAAACUUGGUCCACCUGGAGAUAAGGGUGAACAAGGUAACAUAGGGCAGAAAGGAGAGCAAGGCAGAAGUGCAACUUCAGAAGUCGAAGUUGUAAAAGAUCAAUUAAAAAAUUUGGAAAAUGAAGUAAACAAGCUACAGAAUACGUUUCAUAAGUAUAACAAAAUUUUGCUGUUCCAUGGAGGUAAACAAACUGGUGAGAAAGUUUUUGUAACCAAUGGAUUGGAAGAAACUUUUGAAAGUGCUCAGAAAACUUGUAAGGAGGCUGGAGGAAAUCUACCUACUCCGAAAAAUGCAGCAGAAAAUACAGCAGUCCAGGAAAUACUCCAUACAAAAGGGGACACUACUAAAGCUUAUCUAGGCAUCACUGACAAGCAUGUAGAAGGAAUAUUUAAAUAUAUAGCAGGAGACAAAAUAAGUUUCACAAACUGGAACCUUGGGGAACCUAAUAACAACAAAGAAGAAGAUUGUGUGGAAAUUCAAGACAAUGGGAAAUGGAAUGAUAUACCGUGCUCUCUUCUUCGGCUAGUAAUUUGUGAAUUUCAAUGAUACUCAAAAUAAUUUAUAUUUACAAUUUGUUGCUAAUCUUUUUUUUGUAAAUGUAAAUAUGAAAUAGAUACAAUGUAUUGUUUUUUUGUGCUAUCUGGAUAUUGUAGAUGAUGACCAAAGGUGAAUGAUGGAUUGUAGUUUCAGAAAUGUAGGGGCACAUGAUCAUGACAUAACUGGUCCUUCCAAAGGUUUACCACUCCAUUACUUCAUUUAAAGGGAUUGUUACAUCAUUGUUUUUGUUUGAACUGGUAGUAAAAUAAUGUUGACGUGUGGGAUACAAGGGAUUAAACACUAGGGGGCCUAUUUAUCAUGGCCCAAAUGAGGCCAAAUACCCCUGUUUCCACACAAGCCUUUAGGCUCUCCGGAAACAGGAGUUAAGAAGCAGCGUUCUUAAGACAGCGUAUCAUGUCCGCCAGACAUUGAUAAAUCGGCCCCUAAGGAUCAUGUCCAUACACACUUUGAUAAUUUGGCCCCUAAGGGCUAGAUUACGAGUAGAGUGAGUUUACUCAGGUGUUAGAAAAAAAAGGCAGACAAAGGGCUUUAACAUAGACAUACAUACAUAUACAUCUCUAAACAUGUUUAUAUAUAAUAUAUUGAAGCAAUGAAAUCCGCACUUCACCAUUUAGAGUUCUCAGUAUUACAAAUAAAAGUUCAUAAACACCGGUGCAACACUUUACAAGGCCACCCUCUGUGCCUCAAAAUA